AUGGAGGCCAAACGCGUCGUCUUCGUCUCGCUGAAACCGGCGAGUGGGCGCGCCGAGGGCGCGUCGUCGCGAUCGACGCGGAAGCGGGCGUUGGGGAUCGAGGCGAACGCGACGUGGGAGGAUUUCGAACGCGCGGUGAUGGAGCGAUUGCGCGUCGCGGGCGUGCGGGCGGUGUAUCACGCGUCCACGGGUGAGCGCGUGCGAGGGGUGGAGGACGUCAGGGACAUUGAAGAUUUGAUCGUGGAGGAGGAUGAGGGGGCGCGGAUGAUCCCGGAGGGUGGGGUCUCGCCGAGUCCGUCGCGGACGGCGCACGGAAGCCGAAACGCGAGCGCGAGCGCGCGGACGGAGACGGAGGACGACGACGGGAAGAAUAAACCGAGAAGAAUGUCGGUGAUGCUGGCGAAUGUUAUUCCGGGAUUGAGCGGCGCCGUGGGGGGGGAGGCGAUGCGAAAGUUGGACAGCGCCCUGGACGCGGCGGAGCGCGGCGGAGACGACGACUCGGAGCGCAAGACGCGGUCGAGGUUCUUCAAUCGCUCGGGGGGGCGAGGGAAGACGUCGAAGCGUAAGAGACGACUGAGUUACCGUCGCUUGGGGCUGCUCAUCGCCGGCGUACUCGCGCUCGCGCUUUGGUUCACGCUCGGGAGGAAUCGCGACGACGCGUUCGGCGUUCGGUAA
Ostreococcus tauri is the source of this 675-nucleotide messenger RNA. Its product is annotated as unnamed product. The coding region runs from base 1 to 675 and encodes 224 amino acids. The record is from RefSeq and is a predicted model, not a curated record. The transcript has a single exon. NCBI's taxonomy places the organism in Eukaryota, Viridiplantae, Chlorophyta, Mamiellophyceae, Mamiellales, Bathycoccaceae.